Molecule: messenger RNA, 4156 nt
Organism: Bactrocera neohumeralis
Lineage: Eukaryota; Metazoa; Arthropoda; Insecta; Diptera; Tephritidae
Product: larval cuticle protein 2-like
Exons: 2
Coding region: 2994-3467 (157 amino acids)
Cellular component (GO): chitin-based extracellular matrix
Molecular function (GO): structural constituent of chitin-based larval cuticle
Source: RefSeq, a predicted model, not a curated record
UCGGACGUCAGUACACUGACUUCGGCAUGAGCAUCAUCGACACUGCUGACAGCGGCGGCCGAGACGUAGGCAACCAAAGCGAAGAGUAGUACCUAAUGGCAAUAAAGAAACUCGAAUUAUUUGUUUUGUCACAAAUGUGAACAUCCUGUUUGCAACGCCACCACUAAGUUGAGUUGUUACUUACGUAUUUGAACAUUUUUGCGAAUUUGUGGGAUGAGACUAGAACACUCGAUUGUUUCUGAUGCUGUUUGCCAAAUUUGGUGGCGCUUUUAUAAGACCAGAUUCGGUUCAAUGUUAUGCCAGCUUCAUUUCCAUAAAAUCGGGAAUCUGUUGUGAGCGAAUUCACUCUCCUGCAUCAAUGUGCAUGUGUGUGUGUGUAUGUGGUUGUGUGUGGAUGAUUGCAAUUGCGUUUUAAUCCCGUUGCUUUAACUGUGUUUCUGCUAAUGCGCCGGCUGAUGAAAUCCAGCUAAACUUGUUCUAAUUGUAAGAGCGUCUCAGUUAUGAAUUGUUUGUCGCCAAAAUGCACCGGUAACUGGUUCAAUUCGCCUAAUUGGCAAGACUUUUACAUUUCAUUUUAUUUCAUUUUAUACGUAUAUUCGUUGUUUAUACUCAAAAUAACAAAUUUGUCGAUCGUUGCACAAUAUUAAUAUUCAUUUAAAUAUUUUCUGCAUUUUGUGUUUGGUUCGGACCACUUUCCAGUUGUUCUAAAUUAGUCAACUACCACUUUGUCAUCUAAUCUUGUGCAAAUCACAUCGAAAUUUAUGGUGCCUUUAUGGCUUGUGCCUUGGUGAUAUCUAAAUACCUUAAUAUAGACUAUAGGUCAACCGAUGACAGAAAUGAAUAAUUAAAAACGAAAACGUGCUGUUUGCUUAACACUUUUUCUUCUUUAUUGCAUUCGACACCGCUUACGCGAUUAUAGUCGGGCUUACAACUGUUUGGCGACAAUUGGAGAUUCCAAGUGUAGCCAAGUCUUUCCCCACCUGGUCUUUCCAAUGGAGGUGAGGUCUUCUUCUUCCUCUGCUUUCCCAGGCGGGGCUCAGAGAAGUCCUUCGCGAUCCUGACGAAAUUUUCGGGAUACCAAAUUCAGACAUAGCGGUAUGAAGGCAACUCCUUUCUGUGCUUUUUUUUAUUUGCAGUGUGCCGAUCCUUCAUGGGUCUUCAUGGGUCUUUUCCAAGAUUUAGUGCAUGGUGAAUAUCUGGUCGAAUGUUGAUUUACCAGGCCUAAAGCCACACUGAUAAGGUCCAAUCAAUGAGGUUGACGGUGGGCUUUCACACUCGAUAGAACCUUAUAAGCGAUGUUGAGGAGGCUUAUCCCACGGUAGUUGUCGCAGAUUGCACACUUAAAUUCCAAUCCUCGGGCAUGCUUUCGUUUGACCAUAUUCUACAAAGAAGUUGAAUCAUGCUUCUAUAAUGCCACUUUGUUGUUCUUCAGCCGGGUAAUUGUUAUUUGAACUUCUUCAAGGUCGGGCAAUGGACGGUCUGUUCCAUUGUCAUCGAUUGGGGAAUCGGGUUCGCCUUCUCCUGGCGUUAUGCUUUCGCUGCCAUUCAGCAGGCUGGAGAAGUGUUUUAUCCAUAAUUUUAGUAUGCUCUGAGCAUCGGUUUCUAGAUUAUCUCUAAGGGUUAUACAAGAGUGUGCUCCGGUCUUGAAACCUUCUGUUAGUCGGGAACUUUUCAAUUGACCUGUUAACUUCACGAUAAUGUCUGAAUUAUAUAGGUAUAAUGUCUGUAUUAUAUAGGUAUAUAAUGAUAUAUAAUUGAUGAGACUUCAGAAAACUUCUAUGUGCUCUGAAUAUUUUGUAUGAAACCAACUUUCCUUAUAAGAAUAUCAAUACCAAGUUAACGAUUAAGUUUAUGUCACGGCUUACUAUCACAGUGCUGGCGGUUAUUUUAUUUCUAUGUAAAAUUUCAGCGAUCAAUGACUAGCUUAGCUAUUUCUGUUUUCUAUUUUAUACUGGAAAGGUUUCAGACUCUAAAACCAUCUAGAAAGCCGAACUAGUGGAAUAUUCGAGUAACUCAGUCGUGGAUACUAAAAUAUGCUUUGUAUGACCCUGAGCUCAUAGAUAGUUUGAAAAUCUGAAACUUGUUGAAAGAUGACAAAAGUACUUGACUUACUGACAGACAGACAUACAUCACUUAAGCGUCUCUGAACUUUUUUCAGCAUAUUCGAUUUCAUAACGUAGACGACUUGAUUAACUGCUUUGUUCAUGGAUUAUGGAAAUUAGCACAUGUGAGUGGAGCUAAUCUACGAAAUCAACUAAUUAAUGUUGAAUUUGUGAGUGACAGCGAUUUGCAUUUCAAUUUCAGUCAAGCAUUACUUCUGGCAAAUAAAACAUAAAUGUCACAUAUUUUCAAAGUAAUUUCAAACAAAAUCUCAGAACUGGUUAGUUCUUAAAAGUAUAUGUAUGUGUUCCUCAAAUAUAUCAAAAACAACGGCAAUUAUUUGUUCAUUAUUCUAUAUUUCACACCUUUCAUUUUCAUUUAUGAAUAAUCUUCACAUAUGGCUCUGAGCAACUUCAAACACUUUUGUAACAUCGUUGCCUGAUCUUCGGUUACUUGUUGCACCCAUAUAGUCGUACCAAACGAAAGAAAUAAAUUUGAAACGUUGUUUUGGGUUGUGGGCGCGGUUUACUGGCCUUGCGUCAGAUUUAUUGCCAAAAUAGAGCGAGACUUGUCACACGGCUUACCUACUGAACUACAUGUGUGGAUACCUGGGCAUUUUUGUUGCGCAGAAGCGACGCGAGCAGCGGACGGAUGCGCCGAAAAGUAGUUUGUUUGUUUUAGAAAUAUUAUUUCAUUUUUGGCGAUGACAAGACUUACCGUUGGGACGCCAAUAAAUCUGUUGGCUGUUUCCAAACAGAGAGGUGAUACGCAUAAAUUGUCGAACUGCGGCACAAAACGAAACUAUCUCACGGUAUAAAUACCAAUGCGUCUUUGACCACAGAGCAUUCUUUUGUUUGAUUCCAACAAGCGAUUACCUGGAACUAAUUAUAAAUAUGUUCAAAUAUCUUAUCUUCUUUGCUGCCGUCGGGCUCAGCCACAGCCUUACCACUUUUGGUCGAUCUGCCAGUAUCAGCAGCAGGAGCUCGCAUCCCAGUGGCGAUGAAGCUCACGCAGAAAUAAAGGCCAUGCGCUCCGAUGUGCGUCCAGAUGGUUUCGAGUACGCACUGGAGACCAGCAAUGGUAUUCAAUCUGCACAGUCGGGCGAUGCGAGCGGCAAUGUACAUGGCGAUUUCCAAUGGGUUUCACCUGAAGGUGAACAUGUGCAAAUCUCCUACAUUGCCGACGAGAACGGCUAUCAGCCAAAGAGUGAUCUUCUGCCAACCCCGCCUCCAAUUCCAGAGGCCAUUCUCCGAGCGCUCGAAUACAUACGCACUCAUCCACCUAAAGAGGAACCGAAGCGCCGUAUCUCAGCUCCUUCCACCUCCUAUAAGCCGCCCAAGAAGCCCACCCCUCGUCGCAAAUAUUAAGUGAGAGGUGCAAAGCACAAAAUGGUCAGCUCGAAUGCUCGAAGCAUUUGUACGAGUAAUAUUCUUGUAUUUGUGCAAAAGUCAAAUAUUCUUUCAAAAGGAAAUAUAUAAUUCACAAAAAAAUUCGAAGAAGAACUUAUUAUUACGUGUUAUUAUUUACAUACAUACGUUUAUUAAUCAGUUAAUGAUAACUGCGAAGCAUGAAAGGGUAGAAUAAUUUUCAAGUUGAGCCUUAAAAUGCUUCGAUUAGUAGGUCAAGUUUUCAUCGCUUGUUCUGAUAACGGUUUGUUAGUAAAUAAAUGUACGUACUCGCAUACUUCUCUUUACAUUACACUUCUCAUUACCAACACUACUGAAAGAGACGUGAAUUCUCUUUUAAAUGAAGUCGGUCUCUCUUUUCGAUGAAAAUGUCUGUAGGGCCUUGGCUUAUGCUGCGUAACCGUACGAUUCUCAUUAUCUAUUGCUUUCAGCUGCUUACUGAAAUAUACUCUCUUAUAAGCUGACAUCUUAGCUUACAAGACACACAUUGAAGUUAGUAUUAGAGUUCAGUCAUUCAAAAUUCCUAGUUUUAAUUACUCCUGAUUUCUGUUGUAUUCCCAUAGAGCAUAUGAGGCAGAUAAGACGCUGGGCACAUGACUACAACUACGGCUUGAUGCGAGUAUACGGCGGCGCUCAACCCUACAUAAUGA